Coccinella septempunctata (seven-spotted ladybird) is the source of this 1154-nucleotide messenger RNA. RefSeq lists its product as uncharacterized. Lineage: Eukaryota; Metazoa; Arthropoda; Insecta; Coleoptera; Coccinellidae. The record is from RefSeq and is a predicted model, not a curated record. The transcript has 4 exons. Bases 158 to 889 code for a protein of 243 amino acids.
GUAGAGUCUAGUGUUGAUAUUCUUACUGUUAAUCAUGAAUCACCCAGGAAUACAACGGGAUCAAAUUUGAUCGACGAUCCGAAUAGAACAGGAGAUGAUCUACCGUCAUUACCAAACGAGGAAAUGGAUUAAUGGAACGCUGAGCUGAAUCACCGAGAUGGAUGAUCUGUUUGGCAAGAAAAAAGAAUCGAGCGCUAUUCUGGACCUAUCCAAAUCGGUCGCAAAUUCUAAGGAGGAGCUAAGGCGGCUUCUAGAUAAGGUACCAGAUUUUAAAAUAAGGCCCGAAAAAGUACCGGAGGAAACGAUAAAGAUCAAGGACAAAUCUUUCAAGCUCAAAUCGUGCAAGAAUGAUUUGAAGGCUAUGAAGGAAAAAUAUCCAUUUUUGAAUCCACUGCCCAAUGAAUUGAGUUCAUUGAAAAUCAGUGACUUAGCUGCGGUAUCCAUCGAUUGGAGGAUGUUAACAUCAGCGAGACCUAAGACGAAAAUUGAAGAGAACUACUUUUCAAGGAUUAUUGAAUUAGCUAAACUCGAGCGCAAAACUCGUGAACAGGAAAAAAGGGAAAAUGCAAAGGAUCCGCAAAUAAAAAAGUAUAAAAAUAAAGCCGGAGUUGUGGAGAAGAGGAUAGCGAUAUGUGCUGAAUGUGGACAGGAAUUUUGCAAUGGUGAAGUUUGCACAAAAUUUUCUUACGAUUCAUUUGCAAGAGUUCCUGUAGCUGCGCCGAAAACAACAGCCAAGAAAACUGUAGAUAAUGUUGAAAGUUUCAAAAAUAAAAUAAAGACAAGGGGGAGAUCUAAAAGUAAAUCCAAAAAAGAACACUCUCCACGAAGAAAGACCAAAUCGCCAAGAAAGAAAUCCCGAGGCAGAAAAAAAUCUUCCAAAAGAGAAUGAAGUUUUAUACAAAAGCUGCCUCACUACUUAUUGAUACAAUAACGUCAGAAUAAAUUAUCCCUUCAAUUCAACCAACAAAAAUGUAGAAAGGUUAGGUCGAAAGGUUAUCAACAGAAAUUAGUUAAAAUAAUUGAGUUAUAUAUGUAACAACGAUUUGUUUCUAUUUUGAGGUAAUGUGGUUCUAUAUUAUCAGAGUUAUGAGGUGAAUAUUUCAUAUUGAUUCUCAAAAAAAUGUUUUGUCCAAAUUCAUCAAAACUUUUUUAUG